AUCAUAAUAUUUUUCCCAUGUAACUUUCAUCUCUCCCAUAGACGAUCAUGUUUUCCCUCUCUGCGCAUUUAGAAUCACAAUCUCUCUGUAUGAAAACCUAUCUUCCACUCGGAGGGUUUUUUCCCACUCUCUCUCUCUUUCUGAUAUAUAACAUCAUCAUUAUCAUCUUGAUAUCAUCAUCAUCAUCAUCCCAAAAACUAUUUCAUGUUAUUUAAACUCCUCCAAAGGUAAACCUCACAACCUAUUAACUUACAUUGUCCCAGGAAAAAAAACCCAUUUGUGUCUAUGGUGUUUAUAUGUUUACACUUUAAGUGUCAUUAUCAUUGUAUUUUGGUUAACUUCAACCUCGGUGUCAAUUUCACCCUCUCUCCAUGAACUCAGCUUCCUAUCUGACUGUUUACUGAAAUCAAUUUGGUGGUUUAACUUUUCCAGUUUCAGAAAAUUACAAAAAAAUUGAUCAACUUUUUUUUUCUCAUCUCAAAAGUGUAAAUUGUUCAAACGUCAACAAAAAGUUUCAUUUGUUUUACUAAAUUGUUGCCUAAUUGUAAAACAUGUUCAGUGAUAAUCAAGGAUUAGACUCAAUUGUAGUUAACUAUUAUGUUGAUUAAUCUAAUCUUUAAACACUAUGUGGUUAAUUGUAUUGUGUUAAUUACUUGUUAACCAAAUGGAUAAUUUGAUUCAAUUGUUGCCAUCGUUUCUUAAUUGUCCCAAUCAUCAUGAUUAAAUCAUUUUAUUAUUCACCAAGAGGAGCUUUUUAUCUUAUAGAUUUUAUACUAUUAUUACUAGAAGUUAAUUUAUGCUCAAGUAUCCGGAUUACAAUGUUAGAUAUUCCUUCACCCACCAUCUUGGGUGAGGCUGUUGAGCUUACCUGUAGCUAUGAACUGGACAAUGAUAAAUUGUACUCGGUCAAAUGGUACAAAGAUGGAGUUGAAUUUUACCGUUUUGUCCCUAACGAUUGGCCUCCAGGUCAAACAUUACCCAUUGAUGGGAUCAAAGUUGAUGUAAGUCGAUCAACAGCCAAAGGUGUUUACCUGAAGAAAGUUGAACUUGAAUCUCAGGGAACAUAUAAAUGUGAAGUGUCCACCGAAGCUCCAGAAUUUAAGACUGCAGAGCUGGAGAAAGACAUGGAAGUUAUCGUAUUACCUCAAGAAGGUCCAUCCAUUUCAAAGAUUAAAACCCGUUUCAAUUUAGAUGAUAUUGUUUACGUUAAUUGUACAUCAGCCAAAUCUAAACCUGCCCCAGUCCUCAAGUGGUACAUCAAUGAUAAUCCGGCUCCAGUUGAAUAUGAAUAUGAUUAUCCAACAAUUAGUUAUCCUGAUCGCCUUGAAAGCUCAGUUAAAGGAUUAAGAUUCAAGGUGACAGAGUUACACUUACAGGGUGGGCUUAUGAACCUCAAGUGUACCGCUGCCCUUUCCUCGGGCUAUCAUAUCAUGUCCACUUGGACGGUCACUGCCGGAGGCAAGAAGCAUUUAUCUCCAAUAAUGGGCACAAGAAUACCCAAAGUUGAAUCAAUACCUUCAUGUGCAAUUGGAUCAAUUGAUUAUAAUAAUAUUUUGUAUUCCUCAGUUUUCAUCUGCCAAUUAACAUGGAUUUUAAUGAUUAUUAAGAUUAAACAACUUUAAUAAGCGACAGUAAUUAAGUAAAUUGUUACUUAAUCAACAUGAGUAUCAACUAAUGGCACAAAGAAAAAAUUGUUUUCAUUAACUAUCAACAAUAAAAAAAAACAUCAUCAAUUAACAGCCAAAGGAUUGAACCUUAAUUUUAAAUGUUAAUCAGUAAAUUUUUGAAUUUAAAUCAAGUGUUAAUUGUGAAAUUUUUUUGCCUGUCAAUUAAAAAUGAUUAUCAUCAUCAUUAAGCCUUGUAUUAGCAUCUUUAUCAUGAUCACCAUCAGAAUCAUCUAUCAGCUCAAAAACACAAAAAAAAAUCUUAGCUCGUAAUCAGCUGAUUGUUCAAAUCAAAAUGUACAAUUAUAAUUAAUACCAACAAUAAAAGCCUACAACAAUAA
Messenger RNA from Panonychus citri (citrus red mite), 2005 nucleotides. RefSeq lists its product as uncharacterized. The record is from RefSeq and is a predicted model, not a curated record. Bases 717 to 1622 code for a protein of 301 amino acids. The transcript has 6 exons. NCBI's taxonomy places the organism in Eukaryota, Metazoa, Arthropoda, Arachnida, Trombidiformes, Tetranychidae.